AUGCAGCUAGAUAACUGCGGUUAUGGCGCUGGACAUGUGCUAGGAUCCAUGGGAUCAUACCAUGGCUUAUACCUCGCUGCACGAGAUGAUGAAGUGAUGGGUAUCCAUCAGAUGCCAACACACAAUUAG
This is a messenger RNA of Aspergillus niger, 129 nucleotides long. RefSeq lists its product as uncharacterized. NCBI's taxonomy places the organism in Eukaryota, Fungi, Ascomycota, Eurotiomycetes, Eurotiales, Aspergillaceae. The transcript is spliced from 2 exons. The record is from RefSeq and is a predicted model, not a curated record. Bases 1 to 129 code for a protein of 42 amino acids.